CCCAGAUAUAAGCAACUCAGUUCCCAGUUGUCACCCACACCUCUGUCUCCAUCAUCGCCGUAGCAGUCCUGCAGGUAGGAGCAUCUGCCCACAGCCUUCUGCACAAAGCCAUGUCCUACCCAGUGACCAGCCAGCCCCAGGGUGCCAGCAGCUGCUACCAGACCCAGCCCUGUGACUGGAACACCACUCUCAUGGACUGCUGCAAUGACAUGCCCAUCUGUCUGUGCGGCACUUUCGUCCCUCUGUGCCUCGCCUGCCGCAUCGCCGACGACUUCGGCGAGUGCUGCGGCACUCCCUGCCUGCCCGGAAGCCUGAACUCCCUGCGCACCGGCAUGCGCGAGCGCUACCACAUCCAGGGCUCUAUCGGGAAAGACUGGGCGGCCCUCACCUUUUGUUUGCCCUGCGCCCUCUGUCAGAUGGCGCGGGAACUGAAGAUCCGAGAGUAAAGACGUUCCCCUCACCCUUCUCCUUUUCCACCCGUCACGCCUGCCCUCCUCCGCCUUCUCUUGGGAGGUUCUAACCCUCCGCCCUAUCCCGCCACCAGAAAUGCACCCACAAUAAAAAAAAAAACCUAAAAACCAA
Molecule: messenger RNA, 582 nt
Organism: Balaenoptera musculus (blue whale)
Lineage: Eukaryota; Metazoa; Chordata; Mammalia; Artiodactyla; Balaenopteridae
Gene: CNFN
Product: cornifelin
Exons: 4
Coding region: 111-446 (111 amino acids)
Cellular component (GO): cornified envelope
Source: RefSeq, a predicted model, not a curated record